Striga hermonthica is the source of this 372-nucleotide messenger RNA. The record is from the annotation of a GenBank genome assembly. NCBI's taxonomy places the organism in Eukaryota, Viridiplantae, Streptophyta, Magnoliopsida, Lamiales, Orobanchaceae.
AUGAACCCAACGAUAAUGAAAGAAAGCCGAGUAAAUGUUUUCAAAAUUGGAGAACUGCUGAGGUUUGGCAAGGGGGAUGAGGAGGACGAUGAGGAUGAAGAAAAAUCAAGUGGGAGUGUUGGUAAGGAUGGAAAGGAGAAUCCUUUUGUUAUGAAUGAGAAUGAAAGGAAGGAGUGGAGAAAAAAGAUUAGAGAGGUGGUGAGUCGAAUUCCAGAUGAUGUUGGAGAAGAGACUGAUCUUGUCGAGAAGCGGAAGAAAAUGCAAAAGCUUCUAGCCGAAUAUCCGCCAGUGGUUGAUGAGGAGGAUCCUGACUGGCCGGAGAAUGAGACAGUGUGGCGGGAUGAUGACUAUAUUCGUCCAAUCAAAGACUAG